UUUACAGGGAGUCAAAAUUCUUCCCUCGGCUCUCUCGGCUGGUACGGUUUUGAUGUCGACAGCGAACUUCGAGUUAGCCUCACCGCCAUGUACUCGGUCACGUUUAUAACGGCUUUGCUUGGAAACAUUCUGCUUAUACACAUAAUCAGGCUCCAUCGCCCUUUUAAUUCUGUGUCUAUUCUCAUAGCCAACAUGGCGGCUUCAGAUCUUCUCACCGCACUCUUCGCGAUGCCGUACUCCGCAGCGUACUUAUACGUACAGCACGGCUGGUUUGGAGGUAUCAUGGGCAGCAUAAGUUGCAAACUGGUCAACUUUGUUAUCGGUACAACAAUUGCGGUAUCUAUAUUCGCAUUAUUGACAAUUUCUGUCGAGAGGUACAUUGCCGUUGUGAAACCCCUGUCGUAUCCAACAUUUAUCAAAAGGCCAAUUUUGUUAUCCACGGCCAUAUGGUUUUCAGCUGUCAUAUUUAUGAGCGUUUUUCUUUACGUUCAUGAGGUGGAGAUGGGAUCAGAUGGAGUCACUCAAUGCUCUAUGAACUGGGAACCAUUAUUUGGCAACAAAGUGAGCCCGAAAGUCUUCUACGCUACAAUAGCUAUUGUUCUUUAUGUUUUACCUCUGUUCUCCAUUGCCGUCUUGUCGGCGCUCAUCAUACGGAAACUUAACAAGACAACAGCAUCUUUGGAUGGCAAUCAUCUCGCAGAACACGUAACCGUUACGGCCAGGAAAAGAAACCAUCACGUUAUGCGGAUGUUAUUGGCUGUCAUAACGCUGUUUGCUGUGUGUUGGCUUCCAGUUCACGUUUUACAUAUCCUGAUAUAUUUCUUUGGAGGUAUAUACAUUUCGUUACCUCCGUCUGUUGCAUUGCUUUUGUACUGGGUCUCACACGCCAACAGCGCACUAAAUCCAUGCGUAAUUAUCCUAUUAAAUGAUUCGUUUCGAAAGUCGCUCAUGACUAUACUCCAAAGCUUUAGCCCAAAGAACCACCGAGUGAACAACAUGAAUCAUCGCUCGCCUUUCUUCGUAGGUAGAACUCAUGGAUGCCUUCCCCGCAAAGCAACAAAGAAGUACUCGGUGCGGCGGAACAAACGCGAGCCCAUUCCGCCAGUCACAAUUCUUGAUAUCAAGCUCGAAGGGAGUAUUACAAACUGGGACCUUUAAUCUCGUAAACUCUCGAACAAAUGUUCUAAAACGGUCAUUUUCGUCAGUUGCAUAACGACGCAGCAUCUACUGUAGCUAUUUCUGCGUGCAUGCAACUGGGGAAUGCGUUAAGGUUACCGUAUACCUUCGGGUGGGCAAUUUUCUUCAAAUUUGGAUUUUUGGGUCAAAGUAGUGG
This is a messenger RNA of Orbicella faveolata, 1333 nucleotides long. RefSeq names its product prolactin-releasing peptide receptor-like. NCBI's taxonomy places the organism in Eukaryota, Metazoa, Cnidaria, Anthozoa, Scleractinia, Merulinidae. Gene Ontology annotation, molecular function: G protein-coupled receptor activity. Gene Ontology annotation, cellular component: plasma membrane. Gene Ontology annotation, biological process: G protein-coupled receptor signaling pathway. The record is from RefSeq and is a predicted model, not a curated record.